GACCGGCUCUGCUCUGAAUCCGGCCUCUGCUGCACGCCCAUGGCGGUUGCCCCAGAACGAAAUCUCCUGAGCCAACUGGUCACUGCCCGUCAGGGUUCUGUGUGUCACCUGCGGCUGGAUGUGGCCGUGACAGCCAGUCAUGAGAGCGGACGCGCACCCAGGACCCACUUUCUGAAGAUUCAAAUUCGUGACGAGAAUGAUCACGCUCCUGUCUUCCAGGCAAGUUGA
Messenger RNA from Dibothriocephalus latus, 228 nucleotides. The record is from the annotation of a GenBank genome assembly. Lineage: Eukaryota; Metazoa; Platyhelminthes; Cestoda; Diphyllobothriidea; Diphyllobothriidae.